Molecule: messenger RNA, 2019 nt
Organism: Lottia gigantea (owl limpet)
Lineage: Eukaryota; Metazoa; Mollusca; Gastropoda; Lottiidae
Exons: 8
Coding region: 153-1343 (396 amino acids)
Biological process (GO): protein transport
Cellular component (GO): cytoplasm
Source: RefSeq, a predicted model, not a curated record
AAUACCUUCCUGAAAUACUGAUAGAUAGUCACUUUCUGUUUCCUGUGAAAGAUCUUCCUAGUAGAGCUUCUAACAUAGAUUAUACUUAUUAUAGAACUUAUACUAUAGACUUACAUGGUGAUGACCUAGUUGAAAGCUAACAACAUAAGAACAUGGGGAAAUUAAACAUCUUUGAAAUAACCUUAUCCAACCCCCAAGCCGUUUAUUAUGGGGGACAGACAAUAGAUGGUUAUAUUACAGUAGAGUUGAACGAGGAAAUGAAAAUGAGAGGAAUAAGGCUACAUUUCAAUGGUGGUGCAAGGGUACACUGGACGGAACAACACUCUUCAGGAAGUGGUAAAAAUCGGCGUACAACAACACGUCAUUAUUCUUCACAUGAAACUUAUUUUGAUCAUUGCAUUGUAUUGUUUGGUAAAGGUCCGGGACAAUCGGGUGAAGACCCAGUCUUAAAACCAGGUCGAUAUACAUACCCCUUCCAUUAUCAAUUACCUGUGGGAAUCCCCUCAUCCUAUGAAAGUUAUAUUGGUAGAGUACGAUACUCAUUAACUGGUGUUAUUGACAGACCAUGGCGAUUUGAUCAUAAUACCAAACGUGCCUUUACAGUACUUGAUGUUUUGGAUCUAAACAGGGAACCCAUGGCGUUGCGAACAGGUCAAGGUAGCGGUGAGAAGACAUUGUGUUGUUUAUGUUGUGCUUCUGGUCCUAUUACGUGUGAUUUUAAACUCAACCGACUCGGCUAUGUACCAGGGGAAGUUAUACCUUUAUAUGCAGAAAUAAGAAACUCUUCCAGAAGAAAAAUGGCAAAAACAUUUGCUGAUUUGCAUAUGUGUGUACAAUAUCAUGCCACAUGUAAAACUAAAUAUGUAUCACAAGUGGUGUCUAACCGUAUCCAUGGUCCAAUUGAACCUGGUGAUUCGGAUAGCUGGAACGGAGAUCAGCUACUUAUCCCUCCUUUACCAGCUUCUGGGUUGAGAGGUUGUAGAAUAAUUGACAUCAAGUACAUGAUUACUAUGAACGUCGAUCCGACGGGUAUAGGCUUUGAUUUAUCAGUACCAUUAGAAAUUCUGAUUGGUACAAUUCCCCUUCAGUCAGUAAUGCAACAAUAUGGUUUCAGUUCCGAUGCACAGGGUUUUACACAGCCAAGUACCAAUACCACUUCUAUCCCCAUAGAACCAUCGGCUCCUGAUAUGCCUCCACCAUCCUAUGCUGAGUGUAAUUUUGGUCAAGUUGAUAUACGAGAUGAAACUGAUAACGAACAUACACGUGGAAAUAUGCAAUAUACGCCAAUAUAUACAUAUUACAAUUGGAACCAACAUACUGAUAAUUCAUUUAACACCAAAUAAGAGUAUUUUAUUCGUUGGUUAUAUACCAAUCUAUUUUAACGAUAUGAAGUCCUAAGUCUUACCUAAGAUACCCGGAUACAUUUUUACAUUUUGAAUUUACAAUCUAAACGAUCUGUGAUAUUUUAAUUAUUUCUAUAAGUUCUACAUAAUCCUGACAUUAAUACGAUUUUCAGUAAUGAUAGAUUCUAUUUUAUGUGUGGUUUAUUUAGUGCAUUCCAGAAGAGGUUCAUAACAUACUGUAAUUAUUUUCAAAUGUUUUGUUCGACACAAUAUACAUAACAACAAUACCUUUCGGAUUUCUUAAGCAAUCAAACAGCUCAUUUUUUUUUUGCUUUAAAAGCGGCAUAUCUAUUGAGAUGUUUACUCGUAACUUAACUUAAUUAUGUGAACGAUAUUUCAGUUGCGUCCCUUUAUAUGAAAUAUAAAAAAUCGACAAAAUAAUUGAGCAUACAAUGUUAUUUUAUUUAGGAGCUUCAUUUAGAUGCUUACAAAUAUAUAUUUUAAACCAAAUAAUAAUAUACUUAAUGCACGAACAACAGAAUACCCAACUCUAUAGUUUUAUUUUUCGACUAAAAAUGCAAUGACAAUCACCACAUUAAUUGUAUAUGUACUUGUUUUGUGAAAUGAAUUUGUUAUACAUUAAAAGAAACGUUACUUUAAUAAAACUUAGUUUGUU